Messenger RNA from Ctenocephalides felis (cat flea), 1684 nucleotides. It is a transcript of the gene mEFTu2, whose product is annotated as elongation factor Tu. Gene Ontology annotation, molecular function: GTPase activity; GTP binding; translation elongation factor activity. The transcript has 8 exons. Gene Ontology annotation, biological process: mitochondrial translational elongation. The record is from RefSeq and is a predicted model, not a curated record. Lineage: Eukaryota; Metazoa; Arthropoda; Insecta; Siphonaptera; Pulicidae. Gene Ontology annotation, cellular component: mitochondrion. Bases 185 to 1684 code for a protein of 499 amino acids.
CGAUAAAUUAUACUUAUUCUUAUUUUUGGUGUAUCGGAAUAGGCUUAUUCGACAUUUUACAGUUUUAACGUUAGAGAUCGGUGAAAACAUGCUACUAGUGUCAGUAUUGCAUGCCAUUUUCAGUUUGAAGUGUCAGUGAUAUAAUAAUAAUCCUAAAGUGCAAUGACAUUUUUUUAUAUAAGAGAUGUUUCUUACAAAGUUAAAUUUCAAGUUAUUCUCUCCCAAUAACUUUACCUUAGCGAUAAUAAAAAAAUAUUCGUGUUUAACGUGCCAAAGUCUAACCCUACUUUCCUCUAGCUUUACAAAGCAAAAUAAAUAUAGUUUAUUACCAAUUAGAAGUUAUUCACAAAAUACUAAAAACGAAUUAGCUCAUUGCAACAUUGGCACUAUAGGUCAUGUAGAUCAUGGCAAAACAACAUUGACAGCAGCAAUAACAAAAAUUUUAUCAAAAAAUGGUUCUGCAAAAUACAUAUCUUAUGAUGAAAUUGAUCGAGCUCCUGAGGAAAAAGCCAGAGGGAUUACCAUCAAUGCAGCUCAUGUUGGGUAUAGCACUACUAAGAGACAUUAUGCUCAUACAGACUGCCCAGGUCAUGCCGAUUAUGUAAAAAACAUGAUAUCAGGGGCUUCACAAAUGGAUGGAGCCAUUUUAGUAGUGGCUGCAACAGAAGGGCAAAUGCCACAAACCCGAGAGCAUUUGCUGCUGGCAAAACAAGUUGGCAUAAAAAAAAUAGUUGCAUUUUUGAACAAAGCUGAUAAAGCUGAUUCAGAAAUGUUGGAAUUAGUUGAAUUUGAAAUUAGGGAUUUAUUAAAUGAAUUUGGAUUUGACGGGGAUAAUGCCCCUAUUGUAUCAGGAUCUGCACUUUUGGCUUUAAAUGGUGAUACCUCUGAAUUAGGCGAGCCUUCAAUAUUAAAAUUACUUGAUUGCAUUGAUGAUUAUAUAACAACACCGAAACGAGAUCUAGAAUCUCCAUUUGUUCUUCCAAUUGAUAAUGCAUUUACUGUGCCAGGACGAGGAACAGUUGUAGUUGGAACUGCAGAAUGUGGUAUUAUAAAAAAGAAUUCUCCAGCUCAAUUACUAGGUUUUGACCAACAAAUUAAGACAACUAUAUCAGAUUUACAAGUUUUCAAGAAGUCUGUGCCCGAGGCUUUUGCUGGAGAUAAUGUUGGUAUUCUACUCCGGAAUGUAAAAAUUUCAACAGUGCAAAGAGGAAUGAUACUUGCUGCAAGUGCAAAUUUACAAAUCUGCAAUCAUUUCAAGGCAAAUAUGUAUUUACUGUCAAAAGCAGAAGGAGGUCGUUCAAGACCCAUUUCUGGAAACUAUAUACAACAAUUAUUUUCGAAAACUUGGAAUGUGCCUUGUAGAAUAGAUUUAUGUGAUUUUGAUAUGCUGAUGCCAGGUGAUAAUGGCGCCAUUUAUCUUGCUUUAUAUAGAAAAAUGUUUAUGAAUAUUGGACAGCCAUUUACAGUACGAGAGAAUAAUGUAACAGUAGCAACUGGAAUUAUAACAGAAUAUUUGAAGAAUGUCAAUACAUCAAAAGGAUUAGUGCAGUCCUAUGGGACAAGGCCAAAAAUACCAAUAUACAGAUAUACAGAUCGUCAUUCAGCGCGUGCAGAAGAAGAUCAUACGGCAGGCACUGAAAGCACCCAGGUACGUUCCCAACUGGCUGAUUCACCAAGACAGUAA